CCUCCCCCCGGGCCGACGCGGAAACGCCCGGCUUCCCCCAGCUUCCCGGCCGGGCCGGGGCCCCCAGCUCUCCCCCGUCUGGGUCCCCCUUGGGCGGGGCAGGGCCGGCCGGGGAGGGGGCGCGGGGCCUUUGUUAGGGAGCCAGGCCCCAGCCCCCGGGACAAUAGAGACACCCUCCUGGACUCCUCUCCCCGGCCGGCCGGGGCUGCUGGCGGGCGGGGAAGGAGAGGGGCCGGGACGCGUCCCACUCUGUCCACUCUCUGGGGGUCGGUCUGUCCCGGCCCGGUGCCGGCCCCGGCGGCUCGGCUCUCCUCCCCCCAGUCGGUAUGAUGCAGCAGCAGUGCCGCAGGGACGGGGGAAGAGCCGAGGCCCGGCCUCCUACCCUUCCCAGUGCCCCCGGCUCAUUCGUCAGUCCCCACCCCACUCUAGGCCGGCGGCUCCUGAAACUCGUACCCACCGUUCCGAGGGGCCCUGGGCUGUGGGUGCUGUGUCUCAAUCCUUGGGUGGGGGUUCCUGGACUUUGGGGCUCUUGGAGAGACUUCCGGGCUGGUCCUGAGGGAGGGCGGGUGGUUAUUUAAAGGAAGAACAGGUAAGGGGAGUGCCCGUUCCUGGCGUGCCACCCCACCGGGCACCCCCCCCCCCCCCCCCCCCCCCCGCCCCGCCGCUCCUGCUCAUGGUGGCUAGAAAUGUCCCUUAGCUCUAGGCUCCUGUGAGCUCUGCUUCCCUCGUGGAGUGGCAGGCUGAUUUCAAGGGAAGGCAGAGUGGGGUGAAGGUUGUAGGGUCCUAGGGCCAUUUCUACUUCUGGUAGCAGUACCCCCCCAAGUGGACAUCCUGGCUGAAAGCAGAGCCGUGUUGCCGCCCGCUGUGCUAUGAGCAGUCAGAGCGCCGUCUCCACAAGAGUUUACAAAUGAAAAUGGAGGAAAUGUCUUUGUCUGGCCUGGAUAACAGCAAACUAGAGAUGUUCUCCCCUGGGGCCCAGGCCAUCGCUCAGGAGAUAUAUGCGGACCUGGUCGAGGAUUCUUGUUUGGGAUUCUGCUUUGAGGUACACCGGGCUGUCAAGUGUGGCUACUUCUUCCUGGACGACACGGACCCUGAUAGCAUGAAGGAUUUUGAGAUCGUGGACCAGCCGGGGUUGGACAUCUUUGGACAGGUUUUCAACCAGUGGAAGAGCAAGGAGUGUGUUUGCCCCAAUUGCAGUCGCAGCAUUGCCGCCUCCCGCUUUGCUCCCCAUCUGGAGAAGUGCCUGGGAAUGGGUCGGAACAGCAGCCGAAUCGCCAACCGCCGGAUUGCCAAUAGCAACAACAUGAAUAAGUCUGAGAGUGACCAAGAGGAUAAUGAUGACAUCAAUGACAACGACUGGUCUUAUGGCUCGGAAAAGAAAGCCAAGAAGAGGAAAUCAGACAAGAACCCCAAUUCCCCUCGAAGAUCCAAGUCUUUAAAACACAAAAAUGGGGAACUUAGCAAUUCGGAUCCUUUUAAGUAUAACAAUUCAACUGGGAUCAGCUAUGAGACCCUGGGGCCAGAGGAGCUUCGCAGCCUGCUAACCACGCAAUGUGGGGUGAUUUCUGAACACACCAAGAAGAUGUGCACAAGGUCCCUACGCUGCCCACAGCACACAGAUGAGCAGAGGCGAACCGUGCGGAUUUAUUUCCUCGGGCCCUCGGCCGUCCUUCCAGAGGUCGAGAGCUCCCUGGAUAAUGACAGCUUUGACAUGACUGACAGCCAGGCCCUGAUCAGCCGGCUUCAGUGGGAUGGCUCCUCUGACCUCUCACCCUCUGAUUCAGGCUCCUCCAAGACGAGUGAAAAUCAGGGAUGGGGUCUAGGUACCAACAGCUCUGAGUCACGGAAAACCAAGAAAAAGAAAUCCCAUCUGAGCCUGGUAGGGACUGCCUCCGGCCUAGGUUCCAACAAGAAGAAGAAGCCAAAGCCACCGGCACCCCCGACGCCCAGCAUCUAUGAUGACAUCAACUGACUUGGGUGCAAGGGAUAGCCUUUGGCUGAGCAGAGCCCUCUCUCCUGACCCCCACCCAGGUGGCAUAGCCUGGCAAAUGGACGGCUGCUGGGGGUUGGGGCUUGGGAAGCUUGGUGGGCCAGGCAGGCAGAGGAUCCAAUUAUGCGCCCCUGGGGGGUGUCAAAGUCCUCUGCAAUGGAGCACGACUCCUCAGCGUGCAGGACUCAGACCUGGACAUAUUAUGCCUUGGACAUAAGUUUGGUGGGGAGGCGGUUUUCCUAUUUAUUCUGUGAGUUACUGGAUGUCCAGCUAGGCCAGGGGCCUGACCUGGGCACUGUGCCAGGGCACUGCCUGCCCCCCACCCCAGGAACUGGACUAAGCCCUGCUGAGGGGCAAUGUGGCGACCCGGGAGGCUGUGGGUUGGAAGCUGAGCCUGGAGGGGGCCUGCCUUGGCCGCCCUCAGCAAUGUGAAUGGGUCCGGUGCUUGGAGCUGAGGGGCAAGGCUGGGCAUGUCCUGUCUGUGUGCAGAAUCCUAUCAAAUGCCCCCAGUCCCAGGGGUAGGCAGGCACAGAGUGCUGUCUGCUGAGGUGGGCGUCCAGAACUGCCGCCACCUUCCCUGCCCCUCACAGGGGCAGCCCUUUCCCCUCAGUCCCCAUGGGCCUCCUUGGCAGCAGGAGCUGUCCUUUUGUUGUUGGGUGCCAGGAAAGGGCCUCCAGCCUCUACAGCUUCAAGGAAUGGGAAAGGGAGGGUAGGAAGAGGGAGAAGUGUCAGAAUUCCUCCCCCUGUCUCUCCUCCCUGACCCAGGGCUGGUGAGGAGUGGGGCCCCAAGGUGAGAGGGAACGGUGCUGCUUUAUUUGAAAUGUUUUCUUACCUCAUUCCCUGCCCCAGGAAGGGACCCAGCCUCACCCUCCUGGGGUGGCCCCGUGUUCCUCCUGCCCAUCCUGCCCCACUGCCCUACCGGGGCAGCCCAGGUUCCCAACUGCUGCUUCCACCCCCUUCACCUUGACCGGCUUCAGUUUCUCGGCGCUCCUGCCUCCAAAGCCUGCCCUGUUUCCCUUCCUUAGCGCUUUUAAGUUAUUUAUUCUGUACUUGUGGUUUGGGGCUCUGAGGAAAAUCCUAAUCUCGUGCCUCUCCCCCUUUGCUAGGAGUCGGGUGGGAAGAGAGGGUGGCCUCUGUGCUCCGGGUUGUCAGUGGAGGGGAAGGGGUGUCAUUGCCCCUCUCUGGGACUGUCAUGCCAGUGUGCCCACCUGCCUGGUCUACAUCCUGAAGAGAUGUACUGUCCCCCCUCCAUGCGGGCACCACCACUCCCAGGAGCCAAGCUGGAGGACUGCGACCUGGGCUGGGAGCAGAGCUGACUGACACGGGUGGAGGUGACCCUGAGCCAAGUUCUCUGGCACUUCCUGGACAUGUCCCCUGCCCUCUUCCCAAGAGGAGCCAUCCCACAUUUGGGUAGCUAGUACCCAGGACUGGUUGGACUGAUCGGGUUAGGGACCCUAGAGGGUUAAGGGAACAAGAGAUGGGGCUGCAGUGCCCUGUCUGGAACUCCGCUCUCCCCCUGGGGUGGUUCUGAUUGUGGCUCAUGCCUGGUUGCAAAUUGGUUUUUAACCCACAAAUUGUGAUUAUUUUUUAAAAAGCCAAACAUUUUGGCAGGAGUUAGAAUAAAUCCUGGGGCCUGGGCUCCUCCGUUCUUGGCCCUCCGUAGCCUUCUCCCUCCGAGGGGAGGCCGGAGGGAGAGGAGGAUCUCAGCAGGCCUCCAGCCGCUUCCAGAUGCAGUCUGGGGAGUGGGCUGAAGGUGAAGGGAGGAAGGCUGUGGGCCACUCUCCCUUCUGAGAGGCAGCUGCAGCUCAGGCCCUAAUACACUCUUUGCCCUGUGGCUUCUCCCUUUUUCCCCCUUCUGGUUGGAGGAGGGAGAAGUGGGAAGUAGUUUGGGAACUGGUUUGUCCACAUAAACUUCCCCAUUGUUCCUUGGCCCGCCCUCAGGGCAGAGCCCCCUGCCCAGGCUGGGUAAGAGAUGGGCUUGGUCCAGCAGGGACCCUGAGGGAACAAACCCUUUUCCUUCUGGGGAGAGAGUGCCCCCCUACCAUGUAGUUGAACAGGGGCUAGGAGCUCCCCACUCCCCUCCCUUUAACAGCAGGCUGUGUGGGUUUCAAUUCCCAUCCUUCCCACCCCGGCUAGGUGUCGUCCGCCCUGUAUCCUAUCAUGUGUCUGAGUGUGUGUGGGGGGGUUCUGUACUAAUUUCCAUGGCCGGUGGCUUUUCCUUCCAUGCAUCACUCCCCCCCGCAUGCCCAGGGGCCACCCGCCUGGCAUUACCGCAUGCUGGGGUCAUUGGGGGAGGGGGGUGGGGCUCACGCUGUCCUGUGGUCUUGAGAUUUUUAUUUUUGCAUAUGUAAUCCAUUCUGUACAGGUAGCUAACUUUGUAAACGCUGUGUAUUCCCUCUGCCCCCAUGGCUGCUGGUGUAAAUAAACUGCAUCUCCCGUUGGUA
Messenger RNA from Chlorocebus sabaeus (green monkey), 4434 nucleotides. The record is from RefSeq and is a predicted model, not a curated record. NCBI's taxonomy places the organism in Eukaryota, Metazoa, Chordata, Mammalia, Primates, Cercopithecidae.